Hyalella azteca is the source of this 4649-nucleotide messenger RNA. Its product is annotated as muscle LIM protein Mlp84B. Gene Ontology annotation, biological process: muscle tissue development; sarcomere organization. The record is from RefSeq and is a predicted model, not a curated record. The transcript has 18 exons. Bases 155 to 3157 code for a protein of 1000 amino acids. Gene Ontology annotation, molecular function: actinin binding; structural constituent of muscle. Lineage: Eukaryota; Metazoa; Arthropoda; Malacostraca; Amphipoda; Hyalellidae. Gene Ontology annotation, cellular component: cytoplasm; nucleus; Z disc.
GGGGCGGUGCGAACUGCCAAAAAGUCAGCGGCGUGCGGUUGAGUGCUCAGUCGCAUCAAGCCGAGUCGAAAGGAGGUAGUAGCCAGCAGCCCUGAGCGGAAAGCCACUUACUUCUUAGGCCUUUCCCUAACUUAAGACCACAAAAACCGCCGCGAUGCCUUUCAAGCCCGCUGCUCAGAUCAAGUGCCCGAGGUGUGCGAAGUCGGUGUAUGCAGCUGAGGCGAGGAAGGUUGGCGAUGAUCUCUCUUUCCACAAAGAAUGUUUUAAGUGCAGCAUGUGCAACAAGAUGCUCGACUCGACCAACCUGAACUGCCACGAGACCGUUCUCUACUGCAAGACCUGCCACGGUCGCAAGUUCGGGCCCAAGGGCUACGGCUUCGGCGGAGGAGCUGCUGGCCUCAGCAUGGACACUGGAGCUCAUUUGGACGCCCGCACGGAGGGCUAUGGCUUGUCCAACUACAAGCCUCCUAAAGCGCCUCCUGGUGAAGGUUGUCCUCGGUGUGGAGGUCGGGUCUUUGCUGCCGAAGAAAUGCUCGCCAAGGGCAAGGCCUACCACAGAACUUGCUUCAACUGCAAGAGCUGCCGUAAGCCGCUGGACGCGAUGCUGCAUUGCGACGGCCCUGAUAAGGAAGUCUACUGCAGAGGUUGCUAUGCGCAAAAAUUUGGUCCUCAGGGCUACGGUUUCGGCCACGGUGCAGGAACUCUCACCUCAAAGGGCAACGAAUUCACACCCAUGGUGCGCCCCCACGGCAAUCCAGACUUCGUGGUGAAGGCCAAGGAUGGCGACCAAGGCUGCCCCCGCUGCGGAGGUGUCGUCUACAGCGCUGAGUGCAUGAUGGCCAAGGACAGGGGCUUCCACAAGAAGUGCUUCAAGUGCCUAGUGUGCACGCGUCCAUUGGACUCGAUGACGCACUGCGACGGGGCAGAUGGCGAGGUGUACUGCAAGCUCUGCUACGCCAAGAAGUACGGGCCCAAGGGCUACGGCUUCGCUGCUGGUGGUGGUGGCGUCCUUACUGCGGAAAACAUCCCCGGCGGCGAGAUAACGACCACCAAAUCAGCGGCUGCGGGUGCCAUCGACGUGACUUCGAUCAAGGCCGCGCAGGGCGAAGGUUGCCCGCGCUGUGGCGGCAAAGUCUUCAUGGCUGAGGAGAUCAAUGCCAGGGGCAGGGCGUUCCACAAGCGCUGCUACAACUGCUGCAUCUGCCACCGGCCGUUGGAUUCCGUGGUUGGCUGCGAUUCACCCGAUGGUGAAGUUUACUGCAAACUCUGCUACGCUAAGCGUUACGGACCGAAGGGCUACGGCUUUGCCGCUGGCGGUGGCGGUGUCAUGGUUGCUGAGAAUAUUGCCGGCAACGACGCUCUGCAGGUGCAACAAGUGUCCGACUUCGCGCGCCUCGACGUAUCCAAGAUACGUGCCAAGGAUGGAGAAGGCUGUCCCCGCUGUGGCGGCAAAGUCUUCAUGGCUGAGGAAAUGCACGCUCGAGGCCGCAGCUUCCACAAGCGCUGCUACAACUGCUGCCACUGCCACAGACCCCUUGACUCAGUGUCGGGCUGUGACUCGCCCGAUGGUGAGGUCUACUGCAGACUUUGCUACUCCAAAAAGUACGGCCCAAAGGGAUAUGGUUUCGCUGCUGGUGGAGGUGGCGUCCUCACUGCAGAGAACAUUCCCGGUGGAGAUCAAGGGCCGAGUGUGAACGUGAAUCCGACGUUCGCUGCCAUCGACACGACGUGCAUCAAGGGCGUCGGGGAAGAAAACUGCCCUCGUUGUGGUGGUAAAGUCUUCUCCGCUGAGGAGAGGCUGUCUGGUGGUGGCAUUAAAUGGCACAAGCGCUGCUACAGCUGCCGUAACUGCCACAGACCUCUGGACUCGAUGGUUCUCUGCGAUGGUCCAGACGGCGAUAUCUACUGCAAGCUCUGCUACGCCAAACGCUUCGGUCCGAAGGGCUACGGUUUCGCUGUUGGGCAAGGCGGUGUGCUGGUGCCGGAGAAUGUCGAUUACGAUGACAACGAAGAGGUCGUGGUGAGGUCACAGUACAGCCAGAAUGCUGCCGGUGCGUUGGACGUGACUCGCAUCCAGGCCAAGGAUGGCCAGUCUCGAUGCCCUCGCUGUGGAGGCGCUGUCUUCCAGGCCGAGGCUAUUCCCGUCAGAGGAAAGCAAUGGCACAAGCCUUGCUACAACUGCUGCGAGUGCCACCGCCCUCUGGACUCGAUGACGGGCAACGACGCUCCCGACGGUGAGGUGUACUGCAGACUUUGCUACGCCAAGCGUCACGGCCCUAAGGGCUACGGUUACGGUCACUGCCCCUCCCUCAUCUCUCUGGGCACCGCUGAUGGCACGCCCAUACCAACCGACAUUCGCCAGUUCGGUUUCGGCCCCAAGAUUGCCCAAGGCUGGGUCCCACCAGGAGCCUUCCUUACCCGUGGCUCCCAGGACCGUCUGGACCAAAAUGCGCAGCAGCAGACGACUACCGAAGUGUCGAAACAGACGUUGCCUGACGGGUCUCAGGUGACCAGGACCGUCACGCAGGUGAAGACAACCCAGCCCGUACAGCCAGUCGUGGCGGGCGUCCGGAUUGAUGCCUCAGGCAAGCCCGUCCCGAUAGUGUCUGGCGUGGUGUCAGCCCCAAUGCCAGCCGCUGCUGCUGCCACUGCAGGUAAUGAUGUUCUCGUCACAGAAUCAGAAACUCAGAAGCAGGCAACUCAGCAGCUGGUUCAGCAACAACAGCAGCAAGAGGAGGAUGAAGAUGUAGAAAUCGUGUACGAGGAGGUUGAAGAGGGCGAUCUGGAGGGGGAUGAGGAGGUGGAAUACGUCGAGGAGAUCAUUGAGGAAGAAGAACAGGCUGCAGGACAGACCAUCAGUGCUGGACAGACAGGCGGGUCUUCUACCACGUCCACCACUACAGUCAGGGUCGUAAGCCAGGAUGGUGGCCAGAUCCCAGCCGAGAUGUUGCAGAAGAUGGCACAAGCCCAGUCCGAAUUUUCCCAGCAAGUGUCGAGCAGUUCAAGCGUGCGCAUUCAGUCAUCUUCAUCAACGAGCUUCACGCAACAGUCAUUUAGCAUGAAGUCUGGCAUGAUCAGCUCCGAGCUGGAUCUUUCUGAAGGGGUUGAAGGAGAGAUGGUCUCCGUACAAAAUACAGUCGAAUCUAACCAACAUUAAAUCUUGAGUUCGGUUUGAUGUACUUAGAUUUCUGUCACCCUAUUUUUUUCCAGAUGAAGAUGAAGAAUACGAAUACGAAGAGGUGGAAGAAGAUGAAGAGGAGGAACAGUGAUGACCUUGCUUCUCUAACGAAGAUGGUUUUUUUUUUUUUUUUUGUUCUUAUCAAAUUAAAUGGUUGUUCCAACAGUUUAUGUGCAUUUUUUGUGUGGUAUGAGAAUAUUGUUGUUUCUUCGGGCUAGUAUAUUUUCUCGUAACAAUGAAGUUAACCACAUCGAAUAAGUAAUUUCCUCGGAGGUCCAAAAAUCGGAACAUUUUCUCCCACUCCACUAGACUUGGAAUCGUCUCCCUUCCACUCGGCCUGUUGCGCUCCAAGUUUUAUUUUAUUUUAUCGAACGUCGACUGAAAAAAACCAACGAUUUCUGCUUCACUGGAAACGGUUCAAAUAGUAUAUUGUUCGUAUUCUAAAACACAAACUUUCAGAAUAUGAUUACUAUUUGAGAUACGAUUUCCAGCGGACUACAAAUCGUUAACGCCAAGUCCAAGAGCACCGUGAGUUGUGGUCUCCAUCUCGUGCGAAGCGAAGCUGACGCAUUUUCUGUCUUGAAUCUAGCAAAUCCAGUACUUUUUUUUAAUUUAGCUGUUUGGCUUUUUAUCAAUAAACGCCACUUGCUUUCGUAAGAUGUGUUCCAGCUGUCAGAUGCAUGCUAUCGCUCGCUGACUCCAUUAUUCUGAGGGACCCGGACGAACGAACGAGCCUCUGGCGAAAAUGGGUUUCGUUAGACGAGUCACGUACUCUCUUUACGAAAUGUCAACACUGAGACAUGUGACCUGUGAUGUGUAAACUGGUGCAGGCACAGCAACUAUUCCUGUUUUCGCCGCGUAUGAUCCACUCCUGUACAGUCUAAAUUUAUACGACCCUAUAUGUUACCCGCAUUUGUAGUGAUGCUUCCUUCUCAUGUCAUGCUUCAAGCCUAAUAAAGCGUUGGAUUUGUUUAUGAAGUUAAAAAUUUCAAAAAUAUAACAAUUUGGAUUGUUCCUCAUCUUAGACUGGGUUAGCCACAGCAUCGGGUGAAACGCUGAGUCGUAAAAUUUAUUUCCAUCAUUAUUUUCUGAUUGAAUUGCGUCGUAUGGGCAGCCAUUUCAUGACAGAGUCUAUUUCAGUUGAUGUCGUUAGCAAAGUUAAUGAACAUUCUAACUGCAGUCUCGCGUCGCUGCACGUCGUGUAAGCUACCAUACACGGCGUGCUUACGGCACUGGAAUGCCUCCGCCAUACUGCGAGUAAUGUACCAAUUAUUUUCCAUAUUCCCGCUGUGCAGUGUUUGUUCUUCUAAAAUAUCAGCGGAAAAAUGAGAAUUGUCAACGUCUUAUCUCAUAGUAAUUGUCCGAACCUAAGUUUAAUAUGAAUGAGAUAUACUCUAUCAAUGUUGACAUCAGUAAUGAGAGCAAAAUUUAGAAUCCUUGUCAAUUCGUUACAAUAAAGGAUGGAAUCUUU